This is a messenger RNA of Trematosphaeria pertusa, 1108 nucleotides long. Its product is annotated as aldolase. NCBI's taxonomy places the organism in Eukaryota, Fungi, Ascomycota, Dothideomycetes, Pleosporales, Trematosphaeriaceae. The transcript is spliced from 2 exons. Gene Ontology annotation, molecular function: 4-hydroxy-tetrahydrodipicolinate synthase activity. Bases 107 to 1108 code for a protein of 333 amino acids. The record is from RefSeq and is a predicted model, not a curated record.
CUCGUAUACGUUUCCUUGUAUUUACGUCUUUCUACCGAGUAUUUAUGGCUGCAUAGAAUCAGUUUCCUCCUUCCUAUUAACAUUCAUUCACGAUCAGCCAUCCAAAAUGCCUAUCAUAAAAGCCGCAAUACCACCAAAGAAAACAAUGCUUCCCCCAGGCGUCUACACACCUGUCAUUUCCCUCUACAAGCCCACAAAAACCCAAGAGCUAGAUCUAGACGCCAUGUACAAGCACUGUCAGUACCUCGUCCGCGGCGGGCAGCACGGCCUCGUCUACCAAGGCACGAACGGCGAGGCGGCGUUGCUGGACCGGGAAGAGAAGAAGGACGUCCUGAGAACGGUGCGGCGGGCGGUUACCGACCUCGGUGUUCCGGAUUACCCCAUUGUAGCCGGUAUUUCCGGCCAGAGCACGAAUGAGAGCAUACAGUUGGCCAAGGAUGCUGCGAUAGCUGGCGCGAGUUUUGGACUCCUGCUCCCGCCGAGCUAUUGGGCGAAGGCUAUGAGCGAGGAGGCUUUGCUAGGGUUCUAUAGGGAUGUGGCCGACGAGUCGCCCAUACCCGUUGUUAUAUAUAACUUCCCGGGCGUAACCUCGGGCAUCGAUCUUAACAGCGACGACCUCACUACCCUCGCCUCGCACCCCAAUAUCGUCGCCGUAAAACUAACCUGCGGAAAUAUCGGUAAAGCUAUCCGCAUAACCUCGCACUUCACUCCCGUCCAAUUCUCCGUCUACGGCGGCUCCUCCGACUUCCUCUUCCCCACGCUGGAAGCCGGCGGCGUGGGCUGCGUGACCGGCAUGGGGAACGUGUUCCCGCGUGCGACGGCCCGCGUGUACGACCUCUGGAUGGAGGGGAAGAAGGACGAGGCGAGGAGGCUGCAGGAUGUGGUUGCGAAUGCGGAGUGGGCCUGUAAGAAAAGCCUGGCCUUUACGAAGUUUGCAGCUUGGUCUUUUGUGGGAGGGAAGUUAGGGCUGGAGGAUGAAAGGGCUUUUUGGCCGAGGCGGCCCUACUUGCCGGCCGGGGAGAAGAUGAAGAAGUGGACGGUGGAGGUUAUGGGGGUGCUGGAGGAGGAGGAGGGGAGGAUUCCGGAGAGGGUGUUUGGAGGGGUGUAG